This is a messenger RNA of Stegostoma tigrinum, 1081 nucleotides long. RefSeq names its product complement C1q tumor necrosis factor-related protein 3-like. The transcript has 5 exons. NCBI's taxonomy places the organism in Eukaryota, Metazoa, Chordata, Chondrichthyes, Orectolobiformes, Stegostomatidae. The record is from RefSeq and is a predicted model, not a curated record. Gene Ontology annotation, molecular function: protein binding. Bases 114 to 413 code for a protein of 99 amino acids.
AAAAGCUAAAAAAGAGCUAAGAUCUAUAAAAUGUGGAGAUCUAGCACAGGCUGAACAACAUUAGGUCGAGGACAAGUUGAAGAGAAGUUAUUUUGGCCUCAAAGUCAAUAAGAAUGGAUUCCUUUGGAUUGGGAAACUUGUUGUGGUUAAUCCUGUUUCACAGUAUCUAUCAGACUUAUGCCUUGGAAAAUACACAGGAAGAUUUUCAGGGAGCUGUAAAUGAAAAGAUGAAACCAAUUAAUCUGCUGAAACAGAUCACAGAAGCAAAAGCCAGGCUCGGACCUACUUUCACUUGGAAUAAAGAAUUGGAUGUGGUUUACGAUGUACAGCGCUCCACAAUGAACCAUGUGCAGACUCCUGUGGAUCCAAUCGUGUACGAUGAGGUCAAUGUGAAUCUUGGACACGGACAGUAAAGGAGACACCAAGACACCGGGAUAGAGAAAAAAAGGUCAGACAGAAUGAAGGAUGUAAGAAUAACAGAUCGAGAAGCAGAAGUAGCCAAUUCAGCCCUCAAGCCUGUUCUACCAUUUGACACAAUCAGGACUGAUCUAAUCAUGGCCUCAACUUUCCUGCCAACUCUCCAUAACCCUCCAACCCAUCACUAAUUAGCUAUCGCUCUAUCUUCUCCUUAAAUUUACUUAAUGUGCCAGCAUUCACCACAAUCUAGGGUAGUCAAUUCCACAGAUUCGUGACUGUUUCAGAGAAAUAAUUUCUUCUCUGUUUUAAAUCUGUUAAACUACUGAAGCAAACUCAGUUUUGAGAUGCAGUUUCCACUGCAAAAAGUACAUCACAGUGCAAGGCUUUGAGAGUAAGCUCAGAUUUCCAGUUAGGAACUAUACCAGUAGGGAAGGUUGUAGAAUUGACACCGUGGUGGUAAAACCUAUGAUUAACCCACAUUAGCACCUGGUAUCAAAAUCUCUUAUUGAGAAGGACACAUUGAAAUGUAAACAGUGGCUUUCAUGUACGAAUUCUCACAUUUAAAGGGUGUUUGCCAAAUGAUUUUCAUGCCUGUCUACAUGGAUGUGACUAUCUAGAAUCAAUGCAAAUAGCUCUGUGCAUCAGAUUUUGAAAUAAAGCUUCU